UUCCGUUAUUGCGGAAAAGUUUUAAACUUUUAUAAGCCAUUUAAUACAGUAGCCUUAUUUUGAAAUAAUAAGAAAAGGAAACAAACAAAACAGAAAAUAAAAGAAAAAAACAAAACGAGAAAAUAAAAGAAUAAAAACAAAGACAUUAACAAAGAGAAAAAAAUAAAGACUGACCAAGAAAAUGGAAAUAUUAAACGAAGCAAAAUUCUCGAAUCCGACAGUGAAGUGAACUAUUUUUUUUUUAAGAAAAGAAAAUAAUUUAAAAAAAGAGAGAAAAUUCAUUUAAGGAAAAGAACACAUUGUGGCGACUUUUUUUUCCCUUUACGAAGAAUAAUACACCUUAACAAUACAGAGAAAAGAAGAAUUUUGAAAGAAUAACAAAAGGGAAAGAAGAACUGACGUGAACAAAGUUUCUUCAAGGAGAAAUUCUUGUUGAGUUUCCUUAGCAAGAUGUUGAUUUAUAUCUUCGUCGUUGCAGGUCUUCUGAGCCUCCUCCAGGAACCCGUUUCUGCGUCCACAAGUCACAGCAAGGAAAACGGUAUCCUUCGCCAGAGCGCCUUCCACAAGGACAUUUUACACGUCCCAGGACAAGACUCGGGGCAAAAUGUGUCCUUCGUAGGAUACCCGGCGAAGGAACAGUCCUGCAUGCCUGGGGAAUGGAUGUGUCUGGACGGCUCGGCAUGCAUCCCAGAAAACGCCACUUGCUCCGAGGUUCCGGAGUGCACUGACGAAUCGGACGAGGCGGCUUCGAAGUGCGGAUGCCUCGAGACCGAAUACGAGUGCCAGGACAUCUGUAUUGAUAAGCUGAGCAGGUGUGACAACGUGAAGGACUGUGAGAAUGGCGAAGACGAGGAAGACUGUGACACGUGGCCCUGUGGAACGUACCACUUCAAAUGCAACAAUUCCAAGUGCAUUCACAGUGUUGCAGUGUGUGACUUCGUGGACAACUGCGGGGAUGGAUCAGAUGAAACCGUGUGUCCCAACCACGAGUGUUUUUACCCCGACUUCCGCUGCAAGAACAGAGAAUGCAUCCGCCCAUUAUUAGUAUGCGAUGGUGUUAAGAACUGCAAUGAUGGGACAGACGAGUCGGAGUGUGAUCCAGAACAUUUCAAAGUGUGCGCAUCUGGCAAGCGCAUUCACAAGUUCUAUUGGUGCGACGGACACGCCGAAUGUGAGGACAACCACGCCGACGAAAUGGACUACGUUUGGGACGCCUGA
Messenger RNA from Penaeus indicus, 1218 nucleotides. Its product is annotated as G-protein coupled receptor GRL101-like. Gene Ontology annotation, molecular function: protein binding. The transcript is spliced from 8 exons. The coding region runs from base 451 to 1218 and encodes 255 amino acids. Gene Ontology annotation, cellular component: plasma membrane. The record is from RefSeq and is a predicted model, not a curated record. NCBI's taxonomy places the organism in Eukaryota, Metazoa, Arthropoda, Malacostraca, Decapoda, Penaeidae.